AUGAGUCAAUCACCCUCUCGCUUUCAGCAGCGUCAUGCUGUCCACCCGCCCACUGGCCCUGCAGAGAUGAACUAUGAUACAGCCAACCCUGGCUACAUCCGCAAGUACCUUCGCACAUACGGCCUCACUCCUCCACACGUUGAUAGCUACGAGGUUCAGAAAACGAGAUGUCUCACACAAUUGGCACUCAAGUCAACCGCAAUAGAUAAAUUCCUCUAUCUCAGCGCCAUUAGAAAGAAUAAUGUGCACUUGUUCUACCGUUUGGUUGUAGAUCACUUGAAGGCGCUGACACCGUUGAUUUACACUCCCGUGGUUGGAGAAGCUUGUCUGAAAUGGUCGGAAAUUUAUCAACAGCCCGAAGGCAUGUAUAUCAGCUACGAAGAUCGGGGCAACAUCGCUGGGGUCAUCCAGAACUGGCCUCAGCCCAAUGUAGAGAUCACAUGCAUAACCGAUGGCUCAAGAAUCCUGGGGUUGGGUGACCUCGGUAUCAAUGGCAUGGGCAUUCCAAUUGGGAAGCUUGCUCUGUAUACUGCCUGCGCUGGCAUUCGGCCAGAGGUUACUCUUCCUCUCACAUUGGACUUGGGCACAAGCAAUAAAUCUCUGAGGGAAGACCCUCUGUACAUGGGGAGCCGGAGGGAGAAGGUCACUCCAGAACAAGAACUUGAGUUCCUGGAUGAGUUGAUGACUGCUCUGACGGAAAGAUGGCCAGGCAUUGUUAUCCAGUUUGAGGAUUUCAAGAAUCCAUUCCCAGCCCUGGCGCGGUAUCGUCAUAAUUAUACCUGCUUCAACGAUGAUAUCCAGGGUACUGGUGCAGUCAUCCUGGCCGGUGUGAUGAACGCAGUGAAGAAGUCUGGAAUUCCUCCCCAGAAUCACAAAGCCGUGUUCUUGGGGGCGGGGAGCGCCGGUGUUGGUGUUGCCAAACAGAUCGUUGACUUCUUUGUCCGCGAAGGAAUGACCGAGGAUGAAGCUCGGGCCUGCUUCUACCUUGUCGAUACUAAGGGCCUUGUGACUGCUGACCGUGGUGACAAGCUUGCCGCACACAAAGUUUACUUUGCGAGAACAGAUAAUGGCGGCAGACAGUACAAGACUUUGGAGGAAGUCGUCGACUAUGUCAGGCCGACCAUGCUCAUGGGAUUGUCCACCCUUGGCGGAGUCUUCACACCUCAGAUCCUCAAGAAGAUGAGCGAUUGGAAUAAGAAGCCAAUCAUCUUCCCUCUAUCGAACCCUUCUGCUAACUCGGAAUGUAAUUUCGAGUCCGCCGUUGUCAACACCGACGGUCGUUGUCUCUUUGCAUCCGGAUCUCCAUUCCAACCUUUCUCCUACACAAACCACGCUGGUGAGACAAAGACACACUACCCUGGCCAAGGUAACAACAUGUAUGUCUUCCCGGGCAUCGGACUGGGAACCAUCCUUUCAAAGGCCGUAGAGAUCACCGACACCAUGAUAUACGCCUCCGCCCAGGCUCUUUCCACGGCCCUGACAUCUGAAGAAAUUGAACAAGGACUCCUUUAUCCGGACAUUACCAGGAUCAGGGAGGUUAGCGUUUUGGUUGCCCGAGGAGUAAUCCGUGCAGCCCAAGAAGCCAAGGUAGAUCGCGAGACUGGUAUCCGAACGUUCUCCGAUUCCGAUCUGGAUGCCUGGAUCAAGUCCCGGAUGUAUAAUCCCCAUGGAGAAGUCCAGUCGCUGGAGAGGGAAGUCGGCCUCCUCCUUUCUUCCAUUGGCCGCCUGAAUGUAAACAGAGAGGAAGGCUCUGCUGCGCCCGAAGUGAAUGGAGAUUCGAAACUUUAA
Coccidioides posadasii C735 delta SOWgp is the source of this 1788-nucleotide messenger RNA. RefSeq lists its product as uncharacterized. Gene Ontology annotation, cellular component: mitochondrion. Lineage: Eukaryota; Fungi; Ascomycota; Eurotiomycetes; Onygenales; Onygenaceae. Gene Ontology annotation, biological process: malate metabolic process; pyruvate metabolic process. The record is from RefSeq and is a predicted model, not a curated record. Gene Ontology annotation, molecular function: malate dehydrogenase (decarboxylating) (NAD+) activity; NAD binding.